Molecule: messenger RNA, 1242 nt
Organism: Pseudomassariella vexata
Lineage: Eukaryota; Fungi; Ascomycota; Sordariomycetes; Amphisphaeriales; Pseudomassariaceae
Exons: 1
Coding region: 1-1242 (413 amino acids)
Source: RefSeq, a predicted model, not a curated record
AUGCUUCCCGCCAGAUCUGCAGUGCGCUCUGCGUUGCCUCGCGCCGCAGCUCGAUCUGCGAGAGCCCCCAGAACUCAACAAGUCCGUUUUCAGUCAUCCACCGUAUCCUCGGCAUCGAGCAACAAUGGACCCAGCUCCAGCUCCCACUUUGCAUCGGGUCUUGCUGGCGGAGCUGCUGCGGCUGUAAUCCUUUAUGCGACCUACACGAUGACGCCAUCGGGGAAGAUGGCAAGCGGAAUCAAUAAAACUGCGAAGGAGGCAAACAAGAAGUACACCGAAGCUAUUCAGAAACUUCAGCAAUCUACCCCGGACGCCGACCAGACUGUGGACUACAUCAAGAAUUUCUGCUAUUCCUACGUUUCGUGGAUACCUGGAGGACGUCAAUAUGUUGACCUUGCGUUCAAGGAUGUCGAGAAGGUUCGCGAGAAGCACCGCGAUGAGGUGGACAAAAUUCUGAACGAUGCAUACCGACAAUUCCAAGACGUUUCGAAGUCUGGUCUCAGCCUCGAGACUGCACAGAAGUCUCUCGAAGUGCUAUACGAUCUAUCCAAGAAGAUUGGUGCUCUUGCCGGUGAUGCGCUCGGCGACAUCAUUGACAAUCACCCUGAACUGAAGGAGAAGUUCGGCGGUAGCAUUGAACAAUUGAAGCAAAUGGGAGAUCAGUACGGACCCGAGGCCAAGAAGCAAGUUGACGAAACUUGGCAACAAGUCCGGGAUGUCAUGUCCGGGGGUCUCAGCGCUUCCAACCUUGACAAGGCGCGAAAGCUUAUUGAGGAGAAGGUGGAGCAGGUCAAGAAACUUGGUGAUGAGGCAUGGACGAAGGCCAUGGAGCAAGCGAAGCCCUACCUUGACAAGAACCCAAAGGUCAAGGAGUUGGUUGAGAAUAACGCCGAUGUGCUGAAACAGGGGAAUGUCAAGGAAUUGUUCGAGAAGGCCCAAGCAGCGACCAAAUCCGGCGACAUGGGUGAGCUUGAGAGCUAUGUGAAUAAGGCCAUCGAUAAGACUAAGUCAAAAGGCUCUCAACUGAGUGGUGGUCUUGGUCUUGGCCAAUAUUUCGACAUGUUGCCCCAAGGCGGCGAGAUCAUGCCCAAGCUCCUGCAAUUGAAGGAGGCUGCCGAGAAGCAUUCGCAAGAAGGUGAGAAGCUGCUCAAGGAGACUAUGGAGGAGUUGAGGAAGGUGCUCGAUAACAAAUCUGAGAAGGCGCAACAGAUUGUCGAUAACGCGAAGAAAGAAGCGAAAUAG